AUGGCGCCCAUCGGAACAGCUAUCAUCGGAGGCGGUAUCUGGGUCAAGGAGAGACACCUGGUAGCAGCGGAGAAUCUGACGCGAGCAGGGAGACAGCCCGCCGUCCUGAAUACCGACAUCCUAUCCCUCAAGGCCAUCUACUCGCGCUCUCUCAAGUCAGCCACCGACACCGCCUCUCUCGUCACCGGCACGACGCCACCGGACCUCUACGCCUCCGACGCCGGCUCGGGCAAGACGUACCACGACCUCCUCCUCCGCACAGACAUCCAGGCCGUCAUCGUCGCACUCCCCAUCCUCAGCCAGCCCGAGCACAUCGAGGCCGCCCUGGCGGCGGGCAAGCACGUGCUGGCCGAGAAGCCCAUAGCCGGAGACACGGCGGCCGCGCGCAAGCUCAUGGAGUACUACCGCGGCAGGGAGCACCCGGCCGAGGCGACGCUGGCCAUCGCCGAGAACUACCGCUUCUUCCCCAGCUUCGCCUUUGCCAGGGAGCAGGCUGCCGGCCUGGGAAGGGUGACCAACUUCAGCGUGCGCAUCUUCAGCCUCAUGGGCCUCGAGAACAAGUACCUCGGCACACAGUGGCGUAGCAAGCCCGACUACCAGGGUGGCUUCCUGCUCGACGCCGGCGUGCACCAGGCCGCCGCCACGAGGUUCAUCCUCUCCGCCGGCGGCUCGGACGGAAACGACAGCAAGGCCGACACGGUGCACGCCAUCACCGACCGCGUCACCGAGUAUCUGCUGCCCAUAGACACCGUCAACGCCAUCAUCAGAACACGUUCGGGCGCCACGGGCACGUACCAACACUCGAUGGGAUCCAAGAUGAGUGCGUUCGAGUGGCAUUUUGCCUACGAAAAGGGUUCCAUCUCCAUCGUCGGCGACACCGUCACCGUCAAGCCCGACGGCAGGGACGAGAUCGUCAGGCACUUCCCCCGCGCUCCCUAUGUCAACGAGGAGGUAGCUGCUUGGGCUCGGGCAAUCGCCGACGGCAAGCCAGACCCACUCCAGUCGGUCGAGGAGGCCUUGGGCGACCUCGAGUUUCUCGAAAGGAUGUUCCAGAGUGGAGAACAGAACGGCGCGCUGCAGAGAUACCAAUUCCAGUGA
Messenger RNA from Geosmithia morbida, 1098 nucleotides. RefSeq names its product Oxidoreductase family, NAD-binding Rossmann fold. Bases 1 to 1098 code for a protein of 365 amino acids. The transcript is spliced from 2 exons. Gene Ontology annotation, cellular component: cytoplasm. The record is from RefSeq and is a predicted model, not a curated record. Gene Ontology annotation, biological process: NADPH regeneration. Gene Ontology annotation, molecular function: nucleotide binding; oxidoreductase activity. Lineage: Eukaryota; Fungi; Ascomycota; Sordariomycetes; Hypocreales; Bionectriaceae.